This is a messenger RNA of Metarhizium acridum CQMa 102, 2580 nucleotides long. It is a transcript of the gene MSU1, whose product is annotated as 3'-5' RNA exonuclease complex component, variant 2. NCBI's taxonomy places the organism in Eukaryota, Fungi, Ascomycota, Sordariomycetes, Hypocreales, Clavicipitaceae. The record is from RefSeq and is a predicted model, not a curated record. Gene Ontology annotation, molecular function: RNA binding; 3'-5'-RNA exonuclease activity.
AUGGGGUUUUCGUCACUCUUUAGUGUUUCCAAUUUCGUCACGCCUCAAGAAUUGGAAUCCGUAUUGGCCAAGAUUCCCAAGGACGGUACUCCUGAGGACUUUGAUGAGUUACGCAACAAUGAGAAGGGGCCAUCGAGAGAAGACGGAGUUGGCCUCAUUAGUAAAAUGACAGAAUUUAGGGCGUCUUCCGAGAUGAUUUAUCAAGGGAAUAUGACCAAGCUCGACGGUGCUCGUGAGCUGCUUUCUAGCGCGCGAGAUGUCAGGUAUCUCAGCCUGUUCGAAAUCGCAGACAUGCUGCUCCCGGGAAAUUUGAAAGGGGAAGAUGGCUUCCCCCCUCCGGCCUUGUACGCUGUACAUACGGCAUUGUCUCGCAAUGAUAUUGCAUUCAGUCCAUUGAGCCCUUCGGCAGACUGUCACCGGCGCGACCACUUAUUCGAGGUGUUUCCCCAAAACCACGCACAAGUCAUCACGAAAAUUGCAGCUUGGGUACGCGAAUACACAGACUCGAGUGCGAAGAAAAUGCGGCCACUCAAAGACAGUGAAUUGGAGGAGGUCGCUCUGGGAAGAUUCAUCAUCCAAGCAAGAGAGGCUGUUUCAUACAGCCGUCAGACCCGGGAAUGGACUCCCCAUGGUAUAUUAAAAACAUCACCCAGCGUGACGUUACCCAAGGUGGACUGGUUCUCUGUUAGUAAAGACGUCAUUUUAUUCCUGGAGUGGUGGGCAAGCUACGAUCUGUUCGGCGCCGGAUCCCGAUUUCAUUCAUAUGGUGCACUCAUUCUUCGGUCACUAAGGCUCUAUGAUGAUGCCACCCUCGAUCAGAGUACUGCUUGGACCUUUCUUCAGGAAAUUGGGGUUAUAGCGCCAUGGGAAAUCCCCUCCCGGUACAGGGUUCGUUUUCCAGGAACCACCAUUGCCAGAGGCGGUGGGAUUAGUCGUCCCAAACCCAAAGACCUGCUCAAGUCUACACGACCUGAUAUUGCAGAAGGUAGCAGAAAGCUGCGAGCCGGGUCGCCAAUAUUUUGCAUCGAUGCACCAUCCACAAUGAUCAUCGAUGAUGGUGUUUCACUGGAGCAUACUGAUCAGCCUGGCGAAUUCUGGAUUCACGUGCACGCGGCAGACCCUGCCUCGGGCAUUCAACCCAACUCGGAAUUGGGGAGGUUCAUGGAACUGAUUCCGGAGAACAUCUACCUCCCGGGCCACUUCCAGGCAAUGCUGCCAUCAGAGCUGGGAGAGGAUGAUGCCAAGGACUACAAGUCAGAGAGCUUGGUCAAACAGUAUUCACUUCAAACUGGCUGUCCCGCAUUGACCUUUAGCGCAAAAGUCAAUGAAGCCGGUGAUGUUCUUGACUAUCAAGUUGAACCCAGCACACUAGAAGAAGUCACAUAUCUGGAUCCUGAAGAUGUAGCCGAGUUCUGCGGAGAGCAGACACCACCGGCCGUUACAGGCUACAGCUUUGAAGUCGGAACACCCCCGGACGCUACAACAGCAACCCCUGAGCGCAAUAUGACAGCUGUGCAAGACUUGGACGCAAAAAGCAAGGAGGACAUCCUGACUCUUUAUCGCCUUGCCGAAUCAAUGAAACAAAAAAGGUUAUCCAAAGGGGCAUGGCCAUACUUUUUCCCACGACCAUCGGUUCAAGUGUCUUUUCACGAUGCAAUACCGGAAGUUGGGGCUAUCCAGGGGGCUACUUUAUUCCCGCCAGACCCGUACAUUAAAGUCGGCACCGAAAGCUCUACGGGUUGUUCUGUUGUGUCCAACACGAUGGUUCUCGCAGGAGAAGUUGCGGCACGAUGGUGUUCCGACCGCGGCAUCCCGAUUCCAUAUCGUAAGGAUGCCAAGUCAGCAGAAAAUUUCGAGGGAGCAUUCAACUUUGCGACAAAAGAGAUUUAUCCUUUGAUCUACCAAGGCAUCGAGCCAUCAGCCACUCAUCGGCAAGAGCUAUCAAGGUUGACGGGAGGAAUCCAACUUUCAUCGGAACCUGGACCAUAUUUCCUUCUAGGACUAGACAUGUACACCAAGGCAACGUCACCGCUACGCCGAUUCUCAGAUCUUCUUGUGCACUGGCAAAUACACGCAGCGCUAGCAUUCGAAAGGAAGAUGCAGCGACGAAUUGAUGCAACAACUGACGUGUUGGAUGGCAUUCUCCCAUUCACGACUACGUCGCUAAGCAACACACUCCCACUUCUGCAAAUGCGCGAAAAAAUGGCCAAGACAGUGUCACGCGGCACAUUAGACUGGAUUCUUAUUGCGCUCGUCCGAGCGUGGCGCUUCGAAGACAAGGCGCCACGCACGCUUCGCUUCACAGUUAGCUCACGCUGGCGUCAGGGGGUACUAGGCCACUUGGAUAUGUUCGACCUGAGCGCCACCAUGGACGUUUCUGGGUUGAACGGCUGCCGCCUCGUCAAAGACGUUCGCGUUGGCGAUGAGUUUGAAGUCGAGCUGGCAGACGUAAAUGUGCACUCGAGACAAAUUUUGGUUAAAGCACUGAGAUACCUCGGCAGCCAGCAUCCUCUUGACUCUAGCAGUACUUCAGUAGCUGGGAUUGUAAGGGAAACCAACGCUCGCAUUAGCUCCGUAUAA